Malurus melanocephalus (red-backed fairy wren) is the source of this 1655-nucleotide messenger RNA. It is a transcript of the gene PBLD, whose product is annotated as phenazine biosynthesis like protein domain containing. The transcript has 9 exons. Gene Ontology annotation, cellular component: cytoplasm. The coding region runs from base 100 to 969 and encodes 289 amino acids. Gene Ontology annotation, biological process: biosynthetic process. NCBI's taxonomy places the organism in Eukaryota, Metazoa, Chordata, Aves, Passeriformes, Maluridae. The record is from RefSeq and is a predicted model, not a curated record. Gene Ontology annotation, molecular function: isomerase activity.
GUCAGGGAAACAUUAACUUGGAGUUCUGUCGAUUGGGGUGAAACAAGUUAGAAAGUACCUUGCAGAACACAGCCCGCGGCUAAACAAGUGCACACGACAAUGCAAAUUCCAAUUUUUACGGUUGAUGCAUUUACAAACCGGCCCUUUGCUGGAAAUCCUGCGGCAGUUUGUCUGCUUGAAAAUGACUUGGAUGAAGAUUUGCACCAAAAAAUUGCCACAGAAAUGAAUCUUUCAGAAACAGCUUUCAUCAGAAAACUGAAACCUGGAGAUGACUUUACCAAAAGUUCCUGCUUUGGGCUCAGAUGGUUCACCCCAGCCAAUGAAGUUCCUCUCUGUGGUCAUGCUACUCUUGCGUCAGCUGCUGUGUUAUUUCAUGUACAAAAAAAUACAAACUCAGUUCUCACAUUUAUGACAUUGAGUGGGGAGUUAAAGGCCAGACAAGUGAAAGAUCAUAUUGUCCUGGACUUGCCACUUUACACAGCCUACCCCCAGGAACUUAAGGAAGUGGAAGAAUUAAUAAAGGCAGCUGUUGGUGACAUGACUGUUCAAGAUGUCCGUUAUUCUCCUGACACAAAGAAACUCUUAGUCCGCCUCAGUGAUACUUAUGAAAGGUCUGUGUUGGAACAAAUGAAAGUGARUGCACAACACUUUUUGUCAGCUGAAAAGACAGGAAAAGUGAAAGGACUCAUACUCACUGUUAAGGGAAAUUCCAGUGGAAAAGGCCAUGAUUUUUACUCCAGAUAYUUUGCACCUUGGUAUGGAGUUCUGGAAGACCCUGUUACAGGAUCUGCCCAUGCUGUUUUAAGCAGCUACUGGUCAGAGCAGCUGGGGAAGACAGAAAUGCUUGCUUUUCAAUGUUCGCGCCGUGGAGGAGAGUUGAAGAUUUCUGUGCGCAAUGACGGAAGAGUUGAUGUUGCGGGGCAAACUGCUGUUGUAUUAAAAGGAAACCUGACUGUCURAAGGAACUGACACUAAUCUCCCUCUCACUGAUCACUAAUCUUCAUGUUAGUCUGAUUAUGCUGAAUUUAUCUCUGCUCUAGGCAGUGAAUCACUACUGCUCUCUAAAGUCUUUGAUUACUCACUCUCCAUUUUAAAAUAYUGCUUGAAAUUACUCACUUCUGAUCUUCAAGAUCCUUGCUAUUCUUCAUAGUCAUCUUGCUAYUUCCUAUGUACACUGAUCUAUGAAAAUGUUGGAGGACAGCUUUCUUGUUUUUCUGCUUUUAAGUGGUUCCUCCCUUCAUCUCCAAAUUCCAUGUUAGAAGCACUUACUGCUUUCUGGAUUAAACUGUAAACAUCUGUUUGAUAAAAUAAUCAAACUUCUCCCAUGCUGCUAAUUUUUAAUGAAAGUUGAAUUCAUUAAAAAAAAACAAACCUUUCUCUGCUAUAUAUUGAAAUGACACUCAUGUUCAUUAACUUACUUGAAUUAAAAUAUGAAAACAUGUAAGUGGUUUAGAAAUGUGCCUUUUGGUUCUCUUUUAUGAACAAUGUUUUUCAAAGUUGAAUGGUAUUGCCUUUGAUCAUAGCACUGCUGCUUAUUCAAUACUUUUAAUUAAAGGUUUAGUAGAAAGAUUUGACAGAUGACRUUGUGAUGCACAUAAAGCUGAUUAAAAUCUGAAAGGAAACUUCAUUAUUUCAUUGUAAUGUCAGUCACUUUU